Messenger RNA from Cyclocybe aegerita, 330 nucleotides. NCBI's taxonomy places the organism in Eukaryota, Fungi, Basidiomycota, Agaricomycetes, Agaricales, Hemipholiotaceae. The record is from the annotation of a GenBank genome assembly.
AUGCCUCGCUGGACACCGGCAAAGCAUGCCUGCUCCUUUUGCCUCCUCACUGUGCACGUACUUCGCCACCUCAUCCACGGCCUUGCACAGCCGGAAGAUCGACCUCUCUUGCCUGAAACCUUGCCGCCGACACCCAGUAAGCCUCAGUGCAGGAACCCCUCGGACGAUAUCAGGCUUUUUCUCUAUGUGCAGGACGACCUAUUCACCAGGAACUCGGAGAGGGCAGUCGCUGGCGAGACGAAGAUACUUGAUAGGAGACUUCUACGGUGCAGGUACACAUGGAAAUCACGAGCGACAAAUGAGCCGCUAUUCAUGCUACUCGUUGAGUGA